Messenger RNA from Nerophis lumbriciformis (worm pipefish), 564 nucleotides. Lineage: Eukaryota; Metazoa; Chordata; Actinopteri; Syngnathiformes; Syngnathidae. The record is from RefSeq and is a predicted model, not a curated record.
AUGCUUCUGUGUGCAAAUAUGCUGGGGCUGCUUUUGCUGCAGCCACUUCUUUCGAGCCCAAGGCCGCUAACUUCACCGUCUAAAGGGUGUCCUGGCUGCAAAGGAAAAGCUUCUCAAUUACUCACGGCGGGAGAUAUGAAUGGCAGCACUCUGAGCAUUGGUGAGCCAUGUGGAGUCUACACACAGAACUGUGCCAAUGGGCUGCGAUGUGCGCCCACGCAGAGUGACCCGCGGCCCCUCCGCACCCUGCUGGAGGGCAGGGGUGUCUGCAGUAACGUCAGCAUCAUCAGCUGGACGGAAAAGAGCCAGACUGCAGAUCCUGCACCUACUGAAAAUCCGGUGGAGGCACCAUGUCGAAAGCUGCUAACCACACUUAUCAGGGGCCUUGAUAGCUAUUUAUUCAAGUCUCAUCAUGAUAUCUACAUGCCCAACUGUGAUAAACGUGGCUUCUUCAGAAAGAAGCAGUGUUGGUCCUCUCGAGGUAAACAACGAGGGAGCUGCUGGUGCGUUGAUGAGAGUGGCAUGCCGGUGACAUCACAUCAACAGAAAGGCUUGACUUGUUGA